Corylus avellana is the source of this 3249-nucleotide messenger RNA. RefSeq names its product putative E3 ubiquitin-protein ligase LIN. Lineage: Eukaryota; Viridiplantae; Streptophyta; Magnoliopsida; Fagales; Betulaceae. The record is from RefSeq and is a predicted model, not a curated record.
UGUUGUUGUCUUUCUUCGUCUCAUUCUCUUCUUCUUCUGGAGCUGUCUUUUGUUAUCUCUAGUUUCCGUUUGAAAGGAUGUCAGUGAAGCUCUCUCCUCUUCUUUCCCCCGAACCCAAAUCCAACUCACCCACAAAUGGCUUCCUUACAACAACUGCUUGCAGAGGAAGGAAUCGCGCUCGGGAAAUUCCCCAUUUCUCGAAAUCCUGCGAAGCUGAAACAGAGCACUCUACCGGAUGACUCAAUAUCACUCCCCAUAUUCAUCUGCCAUCACCGGAAAACUGUCGCGAAUAAUGGGUCUUCGGUAUUUUCGUCUAAAAGGGUGGGUUCGGAGCGUUCGGUGUUAGGGAGAUCGAAUACCAAGUCAUCGGCGUCGAAGGGUACUUCAAGAAGAGACGAGCCUGCAAUUGACGAAGUCGCCAUUAGAGCGGUGAUUUCUAUCCUCAGCGGAUACGUCGGCCGGUGUUUAAACGACGUGCGUUUCCGGGAAAAUCUUCGAGAGAAGUGUAAGUCUUGCUUGGUGAGAAGGAAAAAAGAACCGGACAAUGGGAUUUUCGUGAACGUGGAGCUCGGAAUUGAGAGCAUAGAGAAGCUGGUGGAGGAGGAUCAAGGAACGACGUCGUCGAGGGAAUUAAGGAUGAAGACGUUGAGGAAUUCGAUUCAGCUUCUGAGCGUUGUUGAUUCGUUAAACUCUGAAAAAUUGAAGAAGGGCUCAACAUGUGGAACACCCAAUUCUCAUAUCUCUGCGUGCGCUCAGCUUUACUUGGCUCUUGUGUACAAGCUUGAGAAAAACGAUCGAAUUUCUGCUCGGCACCUGCUUCAAGCUUUCUGUGAUUCACCAUUUUUAGCUCGAACCCACCUGCUGCCUGAUCUUUGGGAGUAUUUCUUUCUUCCGCAUCUUCUCCAUCUUAAGAUAUGGUACACAAAUGAAGUUGAAGCUCUCUCCACCACAGAUUAUGCUAAGGAGAAGAAAAUGCAGGCCCUGAGCAAAAUUUACAGCCAGCAAAUGGACAAGGGAACGGCUGAAUUUGCUCUGUACUAUAAAAAGUGGCUUAAAGUUAGUGUGAAGGGGCCUCCAGUUCUUCCUACUGUGCCUUUUCCGGCAAAACCAAGAAUUGGAUCGUCAAGAAGGAGAUCCUCAGAUUCUUACAGUUCGCUUCCCUCCACCAAAAAUAACUUAUACCGAGAAGUAUUCGGCUCCAGCCUUGAGCGAAGAUCCAUGGACUUUGUUCAACAAAUUGGAGCUUCAAUCAACACAUGGGAUUUGGAGGAAAAGGAGAAAUUGUGUACUGAUGAAGAUAACUGCAUUUUUGUUCAUAAAGGAGAUGGGAGACAUAGAAGGACAUCAAGACAAAGCUGUGGAGAUUCAAGGGCUCAACUAUGGCCAGAGACACAAAAAACAGAGUAUUUCCGGUUUCUUCCCUGCCGAACUCUGCCAACAGAAAGCUUAGUGGAUAGAAAGCGUACAGCCAAGAAUGGUUUAGUCGGAAAGGAAGAAAACGGCCACUCAAAUGAUUUAAGCAGAGCUAUUUACAUUGUUUGCUCAUCAGAUAUUCUAAGCGAGUGUGAAAUUGCAAUUCGUGUAAUCGCCAAAGCCUGGCUGGACUCGCAUGGUGAUCCUGUCGUUGAAGCUGCAUUAUCAGAAGCAUCCAUUAUCGAGGGGAUGCUGGAGGUUCUAUUUGCUUCUAACGAUGGUGAAAUUUUAGAGUUAGUUAUAUCGAUUUUAGCAGAAUUCGUAGGGAAGAACGAAAUGAUUAGGCAGAUUACACUCAAUUAUGAUCCACAGCUUAAAAACUUCAUGAGACUUCUGAGAAGCAGCAGUCUGUUUUUGAAGGCUGCUGUUCUGCUUUACCUAGCAAAGCCAAAGGCAAAACAGAUGAUAUCAAUUGAAUGGGUGCCACUAGUUCUUCGAGUGUUGGAAUUUGGAGACCAAAUGCAGACCCUUUUUAGAGUUCAGUGCAGCCCUCAAGUGGCUGCAAUUUACUUCUUAGACCACCUUCUGACAGGUUUUGAUGAAGAUAGAAACUUAGAGAAUGCUAGACAGGUGGUUUCUCUUGGGGGAUUGAACCUACUGGCUCAACAAAUUGAUAGUGGGGAUAUUCAUGACAGGAGAAAUGCUGCUUUGAUCAUGUCCUGUUGCAUUCGAGCAGAUGGGAGCUGUCGAAAUUACUUGGCUGAAAAUUUGAACAUGGCUUCCCUUCUUGAACUUAUUGUUCUUGAGAGCCGCAAGAAUUGUAGCAGCUGUGCUUUUGCUUUGCUAGCCGACUUACUUUGCCUUAACAGAAGAACACAGGUGAUAGAAUUAUUAGACAGAUUGAAUCAAGGAUGGAGUAGCUUGAACACCACACACAUUUUAUUAGCCAGCCUCCUGAGAGCCCCUCCAGAAGAAUACCCACUGGUCGCAGCAAUCUUACUGCAGCUUGAUCUUCUGGGUAAUACUAUGGAGUGCAGUGUAUACAGAGAAGAAGCAGUUGAGGCAAUGAUAGCAGCUUUGGAUUGUCAAAUAUGUAGCAAUAAGGUUCAAGAACAAUCAGCAAGAGCUCUUCUGAUGUUGGGAGGCCGCUUUUCUUUUUCUGGAGAGGCAUCAUUAGAAAGAUGGCUUUUACAGCAAGCAGGUUUCCAUGAGACUGCAGGGGAUUCCUUUCAGAGCCAGGAAUUUGUCAUUGAUGGGUUUUUCAUGCAGUCGAAUGAAGAGGAAAAGGCAACAGAAAAUUGGCAAAAGAAAGUAGCCACUGUCUUGUUCAACAGUGGGAAGAAGAGAUUAUUGGCUGGCCUUUCAGAUUCCAUAGCCAAUGGCAUCCCAAGCUUAGCAAGAGCAAGUAUGCUUACCGUUACUUGGAUGGCCAGCUUCCUCCAUGUGGUUGGAGAUGAAAAUUUGCACUUCAUGGCAUGCUCAAUUCUCAUGCCUCGGUUGCUAGAAUCCUUGGAUUACAAUAAAGAUGUGGAGGAAAGAGUGUUGGCUUCAUACUCACUACUGUGUCUCUUCAAGAGUUCAGAACAUGUUUCAUUGCUCUCAUCAUGGGAUAAAGACUUGAUCAGCAAGCUUCAGAAUCUCUCCAUGGUAACAUGGACAGCAAAUGAGCUUGUUUCAAUAUUAACAAGCAGGUGGAGGCAUCAGUAUUUGCCCAAGUAGACAAAUGCAAGCAAAUCAUCAAAUAUUGAACUUCCUUUUUGUGGGCCAUUCAUUGUAUCUGGAGAGGAUUAUAAACGUUGUGUUGAUGUAAUAUAUCCUCAUUAGGGUUUUCUUUUU